Messenger RNA from Hymenoscyphus albidus, 1362 nucleotides. Lineage: Eukaryota; Fungi; Ascomycota; Leotiomycetes; Helotiales; Helotiaceae. The record is from the annotation of a GenBank genome assembly.
AUGUCAUCUCCAUCUCCCCAUACCAUUUCCAUCUCCCACCUGGCGGAUUUCAAACCCCCAGCUCUUUCCCGCGCCUGGGUAUCAAUACCUAAUCCAAAUAAUAUACCCCUCAUCGCGACGCCCACCUCAGACAAGACAGUACGCGUUUACUCCCUCGCCAACUUUACGCUGCAUAGUAAAUUGGAGAAUGCGCAUGAUAGGAGCGUGAGGAGUGUGGCAUGGAAACCUACGAGCAAGAGGACGAGCAAGAUGUCUGUUGCGACUGGGAGCUUCGAUGCGACGAUGGGGAUAUGGCAUCGCCAUGAGCAGUUCGGCGCGGGUAGCAUAGCGGAGCAAGGCGUACCCAAUGGGGACGACGAUGAUGCGAUUGAGAUGGAGAUUUCAAGUCUGGGAGAAGCGAAGCCGCAUCGCGGGCAAAUGCGCGACGAUGACGAAUCAGAUACCUCGACUGCGGAGGAUUGGGAAUAUAAUAUCGUGUUGGAGGGCCAUGAUAGCGAGAUCAAGUGUGUGGAUUAUUCGCCUUCUGCGCAGUACUUGGCAUCUUGCAGUCGGGAUAAAUCGAUAUGGGUUUGGGAGGAGAUAGGAGAGGACGGCGAAGACGAAUUCGAGACGGUGGCGGUACUACAAGAGCACGAUGCAGAUGUCAAAUGCGUAUGCUGGCGCAAAGACGACGGAGAGGGGGAAGUACUUGCCAGCGGCUCAUACGACGACACGAUCCGAUUAUGGCGUGGCGAUGACGAAGGAGAAUGGUCAUGCAUCGCGGUACUGGAGGGACACGAUGGAACCGUCUGGGCCUUGCAAUGGGAGCCAGAAGUCGUGCAAAAGAGAUUCGCAGUCUCACACGGCACAGAUAACGAGAGCGAAUAUAUUCGACGAACCGCCCGUCUCCUUUCCUCCUCGGCAGACUUGACAAUUCGAGUCUGGACCAAAGUCCCCUCGCCUCCACCAAUGAAUAAGCCUUCUUACUUCUCGCAUGGAAUCCCUUCGACCAUGCGACCGGGUCCUUCUGAGGAGACGUGGAAAUGUACUGCUACACUCCCAAAGGCUCAUACUUUGCCUAUCUACAGCAUUUCAUGGUCUCAGUUGAGUGGUCGGGUGGCUAGUACGAGCAGUGAUGGGCAAAUAGUCAUCUAUGAAGAACAAACCAGAGGACGAACGAGUGUCGGUGGUGAGAUUGAGCGAGAAUGGGUCGUGAUUGGUAUUCUGGAAGGAGCACAUGGGCCGUAUGAAGUUAACCAUGUUACGUGGUGCAAGCGGUAUGAUUCAGGGAGGAAAUCGGAUUCAGAGGAAAUGCUUGUAUCGACUGGAGAUGAUGGAGCGGUUCGUGCUUGGUCUGUUAAAGAGACCACACAGGCGAAUUGA